UUUUUAAUUGUUUACGUUCGCUUUCAGCAAAAAGGACGUGAAUUUACCAGAUUUACCUACAAAAUCGGAGAUAUUAUUUUAUUUAGCCUAUAAUUGUGUAAAAUUUAUGUUUUAAUUUACAUGUAGUAUAUUGACAAUACCAUCAUGAGUAGAGACAAGCGAGAGAUCGAGUACCCGGUGGAGCUGGAGUCGCAGUUCGUGCUGCGGCUGCCCGAGGAGCCGGCGCGCGUGCUGCGCGAGGUGGUCAAGUCCGGGGAGAACCUCAAGAACCGCCUCACCAUCCAGAUCGAGAACGACCUGCGCCAGGGCGAGGUGCGCUUCGACCACUGGCUCAUGCACGCCAAGAUCGUGGACCUGCCCACCAUCAUCGAGUCCAUGAAGACCAUCGACAACAAGAGCUUCUACAAGAGCGCCGACAUCUGCCAGAUGAUGAUCUGCAAGAGCGAGCCCGACCAGCCCGCGCCCGAGGAGGAGUCGCCCGCCAAGAACAAGAAGAAGGACCCGUACAAGGUGGACAAGAAGUUCCUGCACCCGCACGGCGUCACGCCGCCCACCAAGAACGUGCGCAAGCGCCGCUUCCGCAAGACGCUCAAGAAGAAGUACGUGGAGGCGCCCGAGAUAGAGAAGGAGGUGAAGCGCCUGCUGCGCGCCGACAACGAGGCCGUCAACGUCACCUGGGAGGUCAUCAAGGAGGAGGAGGACAACCCCAAGCCGGACGCCGGGCCCUCCAAGAACACCAAGGCUGAGAAGAAAGCCAAAGCUGAGAGGAAUGUCAAGAGAGAGUCUAUGUCCAUGUCAAUGUCUUCCAACCCUGAGUCCUCCAAUGUGGUGGACAUCUUUGGAGGAGCAGUCAGUGACAGUGACCUGGAGGAUGACAACAUCAAUGUUGACAUGGAUGACAGUCGCCUGUCAGCCUAUGACAGUAGAAUGUCCGACUCAAACUCCAUGCCGGGCAGAAACACACAAAACAAAGACAUGCCAACACAGUUCAGGCCUGAGAUGUUUCCACCUCGUCAUACACCUAACAAGCCUACUUCAGCUGGCCACAGCAGGUCGGCGACGCCGGCGGGUCACUCGGGGCUGUCCAAGAGCGGCAUGCUGUCCAGCGAGGAGGACAGCGAGUUCCGCGACAGCAACAUGUCCAAGGACAACAUGGAGUUCCGGCUGGAGCAGCUGCGCACGGAGCUGGAGGAGCUCAAGCAGCGCCGCCAGCGCACGCAGCACGAGAUCUCCGGCAUGGAGAACCUGGCGCUGAGGCAGAGGUUCCAGGACAUCCUGCACACGCUCAACCAGGACAUCAUGUACAAGGAGAUGGAGUACCAAGGCCUGCUCACGCUACACAACUCAGACGACAUAUAGCAUUAGGAGAUCACUAGGGUUUAGGUGUAGUUUAGUAUGUUUAUAUUUAAUUAACUACUUAUUAUUAAUGUUGGCUGAAAAUAUAACAUUCAUAAACAAA
Molecule: messenger RNA, 1459 nt
Organism: Plutella xylostella (diamondback moth)
Lineage: Eukaryota; Metazoa; Arthropoda; Insecta; Lepidoptera; Plutellidae
Product: TATA-box binding protein associated factor 7
Biological process (GO): RNA polymerase II preinitiation complex assembly; transcription initiation at RNA polymerase II promoter
Cellular component (GO): transcription factor TFIID complex
Molecular function (GO): RNA polymerase II general transcription initiation factor activity
Source: RefSeq, a predicted model, not a curated record